GAAGUCAGCCGUGAAUCGUCCACGUUGGAGCGCGCAUACUUCAGAGCGGUCGCCAUUUGCGCCACGAAUACUGGCUGAUGAUCUUGUGUGUGAAAUUGUGAUAUUGGAGGUUAUAGUGCUUAUUUUAAAGUUAUUUGUGCAUCUGUUUCGUAGCAAACUAAUUUUGAGGACUGUAAACUUAUAUAAAACGCUGUAGGCACAAUAAGUGCGUCAAAUGAUUGCCGAGAUCACCAGAAAUGAAGAUAGUUACCGCUUCAACAGACGGACUGAUUAACUCUAAUUGUUUACAAGGAACAUAUACCCAUACACUAUAAGUUGAUCCCCAUUAGUCUUUAACUUAACGCUUUAAGUUUUUGUUUUUUUAAUUAGUAAACUAAGUUAAGUGUUACAUAGUACCUAUAUAUAUAAAUAUGAAAAUACCGGAGACUUCGGCUAACGUUGGGGCUUAUUAUGGCAACGAGGAGAAUGGUCACUGGCAGCCAAACGGCGUGAUCAUAGACAGCGGAGUGGGCGGCGGCGUGGUCGGCAGCGGGGACGCCGGCAUCCAUCGCCCCCCCGUCUACCCCGUACACAUACCAAGAGCACAUAUGCCUGGCUACGUGAUGGCGGGCGCAUACUACCCCCCCGCCGCGUACCCGCCCGUGCCGGCCCAGCCGCAGCCGGACGACUUCGCAGACUACAUGUGGAUGGAAAACGAAGAGGAGUUCGAUAAACAGGUGAUGCAGCAGCUCGAGGAGGAGGCGCUGAUGGAACAGUGCAUAGAGGCCAUGUUGGAGGACGAACAGAGGGAGAGGCACAACCGACCCACCGCCAACGGACACAACCACCCGCACUACCCUACCACGAGUAACGGCGCGCCGUCCCUGUCGCUGGAGGAGACGGUGUCGCGGUCGACGCUGAACCCCCUCGCCGCCGAGUUCGUGCCCACGAGACCGCUGCCCACCGCCACAGGCUCGAUAUUUCGUGCAUGUGAAAUUGUAUGUUUAAGAAAAACAAGCCCCCACACAAGAAGCGUCCCCCGGCGCCCCCGUACAGUCGGAGCCCCCCACUGCCACAGAGGCGUCCCCCGCGCCACCCCCACCGACACUACAGACGAUGUAACACAUGAUAACACAGAAGAAUCACAACAGCCACAGAAGGAAACGCCAGAAGUCAGCGCAACAGAAUCCAUAGACAAGACGCAAGAAAAGCGACCCAAAGACAAGAAGGAUUCUAAAUCCAAAGUAGAUUUAAAGAAGACGGUCAAACCGGAAGUCAAGAGUAAGGUGCAAAGUAAACCACAGGCGGCCAAGUCGGAGACGAAGGUCGCGCCCAAGAAGAAGGAGGUGAAGAGCGUCAAGAGCGAGAUCAAAGUGGACGAGAAGAGUGAAGACAGCAGUGAUGUUAAGCAACCCCAACCAGCACCCUUAGAAGAAGCGCAAGCGACAUCUGGCUUCAAACCAAUAAACUACGCGGCCGCCGCGAAAGCGAACAAACCCAAGAAACCACCGACAACCGCAACCGCAACCGCAGCAACCACGCCCGCAGAGAAACCACUACCCAAGGUAGAGAAACCAAAAGCAACCGAGAAAGUCGAGAAAAAGGAGAAACCCAAAACGGAAAAAGUUAAUGUUCAAAGAAAAAAUUCGACUAAGUAAAAAUUACAUAAAAAAAGGUGAGUUUUUUUUUAUACUGAAAAAAAAAACAACCUUUUUCGGUUAAAAAAUUUAUUGCCUGUGUACAAAUUUCUAUCUGGCAACACUGUUUGAGGCAAUGGUAUUUUGCAUACAGCCUUGUACAGCCUAUUGUAUAGUUUGAAGUUUGAAAAAUAGUUGUGAUAUUUCCAUUUUUUGAAGUAAAUUUGCAUUUUUUUUUCUUUUUUUUUUGGAAAUGAUAUAAAAUGGUUAUAUAAAAAAAAAUUUAAAUAUUAACACAAAAAAAAAAUUAAUUAAAAUUUAAAUGGUAUAGUGUAAAAAAUAAUGUAUGGUAACCACAUUAUGUGAAUAAUUAGUUUUUAAAAAACAUAUUUAGUAGACAUUUUAGAUUUUAAAGAAUUUUUCUUUAAUAUUUGAGACUCUGCAUAGCAGUCAUAAAUGAAAGGCAACUUGAAAUGAUCUGAAAUGAAAUAUUCUUCCAUAAACUGCCGUACUCAGAGACAUUUAAUGAUUACUUAAACUAUUCCUUAGUAACGACUUUGUAUCGAAAACAGUUGCUAAGGACUGGGUUAAGUAACCAUUAAAUGACUCUGAGUACGGCGGUAAGCCCCUGUUUCACUACUCACUUAUUUGACAGAUAGUGCAUACAAAUUAUCUUCUCAAUUCUAAUCUAUCUGAUACAUAGCGGCUAUCCAGAUAUUGGGAAACAGGGCCUUACUAAAACAAAUAUCUUCAAAUAGGAUUAAAAUUACAUUACUUUCAACACAACACAAAAUAAAAUUAGAUUACUUUGACUUUGAAAGCAUCUGUCAGUCAUACGUCAAAAUAAUUUUUAACCUGUGGCAGAUUGCACUUUGACAGCAUCUGUCAAAUCAUACGUGAAAAUAAUUUUUAACCUGUGGCAGAUUGCACUUUGACAGCAUCUGUCAAAUCAUACGUGAAAAUAAUUUUUAAUUUGUGGCUCAAUCCGUUUGACGGAUUAAACUCCUGUUUCCCCGAAUUGCACCGAACAUUUUCCAAAUUUGUUACUUUGAACAAAACGUCGUAGUUGGCCAAAUACGUCUCACAAACUCAAAGUCAAAGCAUUUAUUUCAAUUAAUCCUAAAUGGGCACUUUUGAAACGUCAAAUUGAAUUGUCCGUCAGUCAGUCUGUCUGUCAGUGAAGCUAGACGCUCGUUCCAAAGUGUUGCUUCGAAUGGAGAAGAACAAGCAAGAAACUCCAUCGUUACUCUUUUAAAAAAAUGUUCUUUACAUUAUCUCUGAUACACACACUAGAGAUGUGAAUGCCAUUAAAAAAUAAAAAUCCGUUUGACGUGUCUUAUGACUCUGUUACACGUCACAAAGAAUCUAUAUAGGGUCUCAAAUGUAAAAAAAAAACAAAUUAUGAAGCCUAUAACAAAGGCUGUCCAAUUUAGUUUUUAGUUAAAAUUCGUCUUGUAUAUUGAAAAUAAUUGAAAAAAAAAAACAUGUAUAUGAAAAAAAAAAUUAAAAACUGAUUGCUGAAAACCUGAAAAACGUUAUAAUGUAUCGGCUUAGGCCCCUGUUACGUAUAGGUGUAAAAAAAAUAUUAAGAAAACUAUCUUCAAAUUCGAAUUAUCUUCGAAAUCCAACCAGUAGUUUCGGAGAUUAGCGCAUUCUAAUAGACAAACAAACAAACUCUUUGCUAGUAUAGACUAGCUUUUGCCCACGGCUGCUCACGCGUUGAAAUCGAAAUGUUAUACAUAUAAACCUUCCCCUUAAAUCACUCUUAUCUAUAGAAGAAAAUCGCAUCAAAAUCCGUUGCGUAGUUUUAAAGAUUUAAGCAUACAUAGUAACAGACAGCGGAAAGCGUCCUUAUGAUUUAUAAAUGAUGUUUAUUUAUGCAAAUAGGUUACAAUGUAACUCUUUUACAUGUCAAUCUCUUAAAUAAUAACUAGAUGAGGCCGGUUUUUUUUUAUAUUAUGUAGUAUAAUGAUUCAGUUUUUCAGUAAUCAGUAUAAUUAAAAAUAUUUCGUUCUUAUACGGUACCUGUAGAAAUUAAAAUUUAGGAUUAAAAAAUUUCCCUAGAAAUUAUUAUAUAGUUCACAAAUAAUUCAUUUUUCAGUAAUUUUGGCGUUAUAUUCGAUUUAUUUUCGUAUCUUUGUCGGUUAAAGUGAUAAGGUGUCGACAUGAGCUAAUGGUAACAUGUAAACAGUGACUCGUGUAGUGUAGAGAUUGUCCAGUCAACUGAUGGUAGCGUGGACUGUCCAGGCGAUACGUACUUAGGUAUCGUCAUGAGCUAAUGGUAACAUGUAAACAGUGACUCGUGUAGUGUAGAGAUUGUCCAGUCAACUGACAGUAGCGUGGACUGUCCUUACAAUUUUUUAUAACUUUUCGCUCAAAAAACAUAAAAGUUUAAAACAAAUCGAUAAUUUUCAAGACUACAGUUCAUCACAGCUCUUGUUCUGCUCAUCCCCUCGUAUUUUAUAUAUAUAGCGUGAAUAUAUUUAAAACCGGAGCUAAUUAAAACAUUUAGUAGUUGGUAGUUACAUAGAGGAUAAAAUUCAAUAGUUUAGCAUGUGUUGUGUCUUACACGAAAGCUAAAAUUCUUCUGACAAUAAAAUGUAAUGACAAAUAAUGUAAAAUUUUCUCAUCAUUGACAACCUAGUCAAAUUCAAAACGUUCAAUUCUUCUCCCGUGUCACAACGCAGCCUGCCAGUGUGUGUCAACAUCUAGCCUGCCAGGUGCAUGUGAUGAAACCUCAUUGCUACAGUCUCCCCUCUAACCUGAGCGAACGUCCCCGCGAUCAGGUUAGUUCUUGCGUGGUCUACCCCUCCUACGUUUCUUUCAGCCGACGUGAGGAGGCGACUGGCGUACUCUAUAGGUCGCUCGUCGGUCCCCUCCCCCUGGAGUAAUGCCGCUCCUAAAGCUUAACUGCUACUGUCAGUUCUGAGUACGAAAGGUUUCGGCUACGCUAUGGCCGUAAGACUUACAAAACUUGCAACGAACGUGCUUAUCGCGUUUCGAAUUUUCAUUCGAGUUACUAGUGACUUUCGAGUCCGUAGUAACGUCGGAACUAGUGGUAGUGGUAGACUCGAUCUUAUUGUUAUGGUGAUCGCGUAAAACUUGCGAGCAGGAAACGUUAGAUUUUGCCGUAUUGCCGCAAAAAUUUUCGGUAUUUAAUGAUAGUUCGGAGAUCGCGUCUUCGAUGACCCUUACCUUCUCUACAAAAUUAUGUAUGUCACCAAUAUCACUACGCUGUAACCGCUUACGUACUCGACGGUGUAACAAACCAUAAAUUAUAUCUAUUUGCAUAGGCAAAGGUACUUCGUAUGGUAAUUUUACAAUUAGAGACCUAAAUCUACACACAAACACUUCUGCACGUUUGUCUUUUUGUUCCUAGCUGAACAUUUCACGUGAUAUCUUGUAUGCCGGCUUCGGCGUCUGACAGUGAUGAGAAGUCGAAUUCUUGGCUGUCACUAAACGGGUCUGUGUACGGGUAGUGCACGAGGACACAGUUGAAGUCCAUCGAGGCUCCGCACCCGCCCAACAACUUCCGAAUCUUAGUCUCGGAGUCAACAUGGAGCGAAGUCGGAGCACGGCGUCCUUCCAGGUGGCGACGUUGUUGCGGGCGCCGCGCCACCACACGGUGGCAUCGCCCUCUAACAGCAUCGGGAGUCCCCGCAGCGCGUGAUCGUCACUCACGUCCGCACAGCACACUCCUUGUAUACCUGGACCGCGUCGAUGAAGGCUUCUAGUACCUCCGGUUUUUGAGAAGUACCGGUGAACCUCGUGGUACACUUUGCGAAGUUCCAGGACGAACUCAUCUUGAGAAGUCCGGUGAACCCCGCGGUACACUUGGUGAAGUUCCAGGACGAACUCUUCUUGAGAAGUCCGGUGAACCCCGCGGUACACUUGGCGAAGUUCCAGGACGAACUCUUCUUGAGGAGUUACCGGUGAACCUCGCGGUACACUUGGCGAAGUUCCAGGACGAACUCUUCUUGAGAAGUCCGGUGAACCCCGCGGUACACUUGGCGAAGUUCCAGGACGAACUCUUCUUGAGAAGUCCGGUGAACCCCGCGGUACACUUGGCGAAGUUCCAGGACGAACUCUUCUUGAGAAGUCCGGUGAACCCCGCGGUACACUUGGCGAAGUUCCAGGACGAACUCUUCUUGAGGAGUUACCGGUGAACCUCGCGGUACACUUGGCGAAGUUCCAGGACGAACUCUUCUUGAGAAGUCCGGUGAACCCCGCGGUACACUUGGCGAAGUUCCAGGACGAACUCUUCUUGAGAAGUCCGGUGAACCCCGCGGUACACUUGGCGAAGUUCCAGGACGAACUCGUAGUGAUGUUCAGCGACGGUGACGAUGGUGACUGCCAUGAGGCGCCGGCGUUUCGACCGCGUUUCGUCGGCGCAACGACCGCAGCGUCUCUAUUGGGCACCUAGUCGUAUCCGCCUGCAUUAUGCCGGCACGGUCAGACGAGGCGCUGUGACAAGUUCGGGGGCCCGUACAGGACUCUGCUCCGUAGCUUCGUCGUCUGCCGUCGUCUGCCUCCGUAGCCUAGUUCGGGGCAUGGUCGGCCCCACGUUGGGCGCCAAUUUAGCAUGUGUUGUGUCUUACACGAAAGCUAAAAUUCUUCUGACAAUAAAAUGUAAUGACAAAUAAUGUAAAAUUUUCUCAUCAUUGACAACCUAGUCAAAUUCAAAACGUUCAAUUCUUCUCCCGUGUCACAACGCAGCCUGCCAGUGUGUGUCAACAUCUAGCCUGCCAGGUGCAUGUGAUGAAACCUCAUUGCUACAAUAGUUAUAUUAUACAUAAUUAUGUGAAAUGAGCGAAAAUCAAACGAAAUUCAACUCUAUUGCCCGAAUACUCAAACGCUACUCAAUUUUAAGACGCUCUCAAAUGUAGUUCUGUCACUAUCAAUUCUUUAUAAAAUGACAGAGAUAGCACGAUAUUUAAGUACAACUUAAAAUUGAGUAGCAUUUGAGUAUUCGAGCGUAUGUCCGUUUACCAACCAUCUUCUAACUAAGAGCCUCUUAGCGUGAGAAAGCUCAACUCUAGGUUGAUAAAAACCAAAUAGUUGUUAAGUGUCACCUAUAGUAUCUUAGGGGUUACUUAAAAUUGUAAAAGAGUUGGUGUAUACGGUCAUGGUUGCAUUGAAUGGUUACUUAACCCAGUCCUUAGCAAUUGUUGUCGGAACAAAAUCGUUACUAAGGAAUAGUUUAAGUAAUCAUUAAAUGUCUCUGAGUACGGCAGAAAGUUGAAUUCUGACGCUAUGAUGCAAGUGUUUCGCUCGUUUCAUUAUCAUUAUGACUCUGUUAUAUAUAUUUUUAUUUGCAAUUGUGUGUGUAUAUAUUUUAGUAAAUAAAUAUCUUUUCAUGUAAGUGACUUUUGAAACUCUUAGAAUCUAUGAAAAGAGUAAAAAGAGAGAGUGAGACAUAUAUAAAAUCGCGGUUUACUCACCCUUUGACCGCCACGCUAAUAAAGAAAUAAAAAAUGCUCCCUACGCCACGCUACAAAUUCUAUCUUAAAUACAAACAACUAGAAAUCUGUUAUGUAUUGUAAAAUAUGUAGUUAUAUUUUUGUCGCCAUUUGCCGACGAAAGCGUCGUGAGCACGUUCUGAUUUGUCGAGUACAGCCGACCGUAGCGGUCAAAGGGUUAAUAGAGAAAAGCUCUACUAGUUUCGAGUCACAGACGCGUGAUAAAGAGUCCUGUUAUCUCUCUUUAUAUGUAAAAAAACAAUUGCUGUUCGUUAGUCUCGCUAAAACUCGAGAACGGAUGGACCGAUUUGGCAAAUUUUUGGCCUUGAAAUUGCUUGUAGGUUUUAAAAGGUGAGAAAGAUAUGUUUGAGGCGGUACGAAUAAGCUAGUUCCUUAUGAAUGUCACAAAUUUCUUUGUUCCUGUGUUUCCUGAUGGGUAUAACCUGGGUAUCUUCAAAGCCCGAGUGAAUAGGUUGCUUAUGGGCAGACGUGCUCCAUCGUAGGCCGCAUUAUCACUUACCAUCAGGCGAGAUAGCGGCCAAACGUCGACCCAUCAAUUGUAAAAAAAAAAUUCAAGUUAUCUCUCCCCACUAUUAAUUGUUGUUUCACUGCCAACCCCCCCUUUAUGAUAAUGUAGUUUCACGCUUCAAGUAAUCCGUAAGUGCCUAAUGUUUUCGAAAAUAAUAAGCUCCAUUAUUAAUAAUUAUUAUUGUUUAAAAAUAAUAGCAUAAUCGUAUCGUUAAGUACUAUUCGUUUUAUUAUUAAUAAUGUUCUUUAAAUGUCUUAAUCGCUUACGGGAAUCCCGCAGGCGAUUAAAGGAAUCCCGCAAGCGAUUAAUAGAAUCCCGCAGGCGAUUAUAUGGAUUCUGUUUUUUUGUUUUUAACUUGAAAGUUUUUAUUUAUUUUCCAUUAUUAAAUUGUAAUUCCCAUGUGUUUUUUUUGGUAUUAUUUUUAGUAAUAAAUAAUUAAAUAAAUGAUUUUGUGAACGGUGGGAUACAUGAUUGUUUUAAUUAAUGGUUGUUGGGAUAAUUGUGUAUCCCACGUACGGUUGAUGGUGACAUUAUUAAUAAUAAUAAAUAAUAGUUGAGAAUUGUAAAUUGAUUGUAAAUUUUGACAUAAUUAUAGUGUAAUCUUGUUAUAGUUGGAUGCUAGAGUUAUUGACGUUAUCAGAAUAAUUAUAAAAUACAAAUAAAAAUGUUUAGUGAAAUAAAAUAUAAAAGGUAAUGUGAAAAUCUA
Molecule: messenger RNA, 8310 nt
Organism: Spodoptera frugiperda (fall armyworm)
Lineage: Eukaryota; Metazoa; Arthropoda; Insecta; Lepidoptera; Noctuidae
Exons: 12
Coding region: 411-1637 (408 amino acids)
Biological process (GO): negative regulation of translational initiation
Cellular component (GO): cytoplasm
Molecular function (GO): mRNA regulatory element binding translation repressor activity
Source: RefSeq, a predicted model, not a curated record